This is a messenger RNA of Musa acuminata subsp. malaccensis (wild Malaysian banana), 2114 nucleotides long. RefSeq names its product 4-coumarate--CoA ligase 2. Gene Ontology annotation, molecular function: 4-coumarate-CoA ligase activity. The record is from RefSeq and is a predicted model, not a curated record. NCBI's taxonomy places the organism in Eukaryota, Viridiplantae, Streptophyta, Magnoliopsida, Zingiberales, Musaceae.
CUGUAUUCUCAGAGUUCCAUUGUGUCGGAAAGCUGUAGAAAGGCAGUGCUUACCUCCUUGUUUGGCAUCCGUUUCGCGCUUUGAAUCCUCACGUCCCUCUCAUUGUUUUUCUUCUUCUUCCUUCGUGUUGUACCUCGGCAGCCAUGAUCUCUGUUGCUUCUGAAACCCAACCACAGAUCGCCAGCCCAAUCCAACCACUCGAAACCCAGCCGCCGGAAACAAUCGUGUUCCGGUCGAGGCUACCGGACAUCACCAUCUCCAACCAUCUCCCUCUCCACACCUACUGUUUUGAGAAACUCCACGAGACGUCGGAUGCACCCUGCCUCAUCGCGGCCACCACUGGGAAGAUCUACACCUUCUCCGAGACCCACCUUCUGUGCCGUAAGGCGGCCGCUGGCUUUUCCAAGCUCGGGAUCGGACAUGGGGAUGUCGUCAUGGUCCUCCUGCAGAACGUACCUGAGUUCAUAUUCACGUUCAUGGGCGCAUGCAUGCUCGGGGCCAUCACCACCACCGCCAACCCGUUCUGCACUCCGGCCGAUAUCUUCAAGCAAAUCAAGGCCUCCGGCGCGAAGCUUGUCGUCACCCAGUCCGCGCACGUCGACAAGCUCCGCGGCGGGGACGAGGGGUUCCCUAAGAUCGGCGACGGCUUGAUGGUGAUCACCACCGAUGAGCCUCCCGAGGACUGCAUGAACUUCUGGGAAGUGCUGGACUCCAACGAGACGGCAGUCCCCCACGUCACCAUCGAUCCGGAGGACCCGGUCGCUCUGCCAUUCUCAUCGGGCACGACGGGGCUGCCCAAGGGGGUGUUGCUGACCCACAAGAGCAUGGUGUCGUCCAUAGCGCAGCAGGUGGACGGCGAGAACCCGAACGUGUACCUGAAGCGCGACGACGUGGUGCUGUGCGUGCUUCCCCUGUUCCACAUCUUCGCCCUCAACUCUGCGUUGCUCUGUUCGCUGAGGGCGGGUGCGGCGACGAUGCUGAUGCCAAAGUUCGAGAUCAGAACGAUGCUGGAAGGGAUACAGACGCACCGGGUGUCGGUGGCCGCGGUGGUGCCGCCGCUGGUGCUGGCGCUGGCGAAGAAUCAGGAGAUCGAGAACUACGACUUGAGCUCCAUGAGGAUCAUACUCUCGGGUGCUGCCCCACUGGGGAAGGAGCUCGAGGAUGCUCUCAGAAUCAGAGUCCCUCAGGCGAUCCUUGGCCAGGGCUAUGGAAUGACGGAAGCAGGGCCUGUGCUCUCGAUGUGCCCUGCGUUUGCUAAGCAUCCGACCGCUGUCAAAUCCGGCUCCUGCGGCAUUAUCGUAAGGAAUGCCGAGAUGAAGGUGGUGGAUCCGGACACCGGCUUCUCCCUCGGCCGCAACCAGCCCGGCGAGAUAUGCAUCCGGGGGGCUCAGAUCAUGAAAGGCUACCUUAACGACGUCGACUCCACGUCGAAGACGAUAGACGUCGACGGCUGGCUGCACACUGGGGACAUCGGCUACGUCGACGACGACGACGAGGUCUUCAUAGUGGACAGAGUAAAGGAGCUCAUCAAAUACAAGGGCUUCCAGGUUCCGCCAGCAGAGCUCGAAUCCCUGCUCUUAAGUCACCCCUCCAUCGCCGACGCUGCGGUCGUCCCGCAAAAGGAUGAGGCUGCAGGUGAAGUCCCAGUCGCCUUCGUCGUUCGAGCCAAAGACUCGGCCAUCAGCGAGCAAGCCAUAAAGGAAUUCAUAGCUAAACAGGUUGUGUUUUACAAGAGAUUGCAGAAGAUCUACUUCGUCCAUUCCAUUCCGAAAUCAGCAGCAGGAAAAAUACUGAGGAAGGAGUUGAAAGCCAAGCUCGCAGUUGCUUCUAAAUAAAGAGUGUUAUCGUCAUGCCUCGCUUUUCUUUGUUUCAGUAGAAGUGUCUUCCCGACGCCUAUGCAAACUUGUUGUUUAGUGAGGGUUUCCAUGGCCAAAUGCAACCCUAAUUGGUGUGCUUAUGAUUGGCUUAUCCUUAUCGUUAGCUAUCUCUGUCAACCUACUCCAAAGAGAUGGGAACUCUUAUGUAUUGCAUAAAGUUCAUCGUCCUCCGAUUAAGUGUUGUCGUGUGAUGAGAGUCCAUUGGUAUUUCAAUACGAAAAAUUGAAGUGAGAGUCA